Messenger RNA from Clupea harengus (Atlantic herring), 552 nucleotides. It is a transcript of the gene fabp6, whose product is annotated as fatty acid binding protein 6, ileal (gastrotropin). The record is from RefSeq and is a predicted model, not a curated record. Gene Ontology annotation, molecular function: lipid binding. Lineage: Eukaryota; Metazoa; Chordata; Actinopteri; Clupeiformes; Clupeidae.
UGAGUCUCUACCUCUUUACCUCUCUCACUCAUCUCACCCAUCGCUCUUUCUCACACACUUGUGACCCACCUACGCCAGAUCUACAAUGGCCUUUUCCGGCAAGUACGAGACUGAGUCCCAGGAGGGGUACGAUGCCUUCUGCAAGAUCAUGGGUAUUCCUGAUGACGUCAUUGAGAAAGGUCGUGAUUACAAACUGGUGACUGAAGUGGUCCAGAAUGGUGAUGAGUUCACCUGGACCCAGCACUAUCCUGCAAACCACUCGGUCUCCAACAAAUUUGUCGUCGGCAAGGAGAGUGACAUGGAGACUAUUGGUGGAAAGAAGUUCAAGGCCACGGUUUCCAUGGAUGGGGGCAAACUUAGUGUACAGUUUCCCAAUUACCAUCACACAUCUGAGAUCAGUGGUGGAAAACUAAUUGAGAUCUCAACCACAGGCUCUAUCGUCCUCAAGAGAAUCAGCAAGAAGAUUUAAUUCAUGUUACAGUAUCACUGUUAUCCUGUGUACCACUGGUAACCUCAAACUUGUACUAUGAAUUAAAAUGCAAAAUAACUUCA